AUGUUAGCGUUUAUUAUCAAUUGCUAUUUCCACAUGUACAAUAACAAUACAGAUCUGUACUAUAUAUGCCGACAUCCCAGAGCCUUAUUUCUCAUCCUACUUAUAUUAAUCAUGACAGUUGAAAACAAAUAUUCCACAACUUUAUUACAUGAUGGCCCAGCAUUUUCCAAACCUACAGUGGACAAAAUUGAACCACUACAAUUCACUUUGAAAAAUGCAGAUAUUAAAGCUACCGCAUUUCCAAUUUUCAAACAAUCUCAAUUACCUAAGAAACUUUUAACUUUAAUGAAAAAUGAAUUUAAUAAAGAGAUUGAAAAUGGAGAUACAUACCCACAAUUGGAGCAAUUAUCUGAUGAUGAGUUCGCUCAUUAUUGGUUACAUUCUUUCUGUGUCGUGGCAUUAAAGACGGACAAAUUGGAUUUGGACGAAUUAGACGUGGAUGGUCAAGAUUGGGAAGAUUUAUUCUUGGGUACUUUCUAUAUUAAACCAAAUUAUAUGCCAAGAUGUUCUCAUAAUUGUAAUGCUGGGUUCUUGAUCAAUUCCGAGAAGAGAGGGUUGAAAAUUGGGUAUAGAUUGGGUCAAAUCUAUUUGCAAUGGGCUCCAUUGCUAGGUUAUACAUAUUCUGUCUUUAAUUUGGUUUUCGUUACUAAUGUUGGUAGUUGGAAGAUUUGGGAUAGAUUGAAAUUUGACAGAAUUGGAUUGGUUCCUAAAGCAGCUAUAUUAAAGGGACAUGACGAACCUGUCGAUGCCAUUAUUUAUGGUAAAGAUUUGACUAAUAUUGAACCGGAAUUGUUAGAAGACUUUGCAUGA
Naumovozyma dairenensis CBS 421 is the source of this 810-nucleotide messenger RNA. RefSeq lists its product as uncharacterized. The transcript has a single exon. The coding region runs from base 1 to 810 and encodes 269 amino acids. The record is from RefSeq and is a predicted model, not a curated record. Lineage: Eukaryota; Fungi; Ascomycota; Saccharomycetes; Saccharomycetales; Saccharomycetaceae.